GAGAGAAAGAGAGAGGGAGAGAGAGAGAGAGUGUUCCAUCAUCCACUAAACUCCUGUAGCCUCCUGUGUUACGUCGGUCCAACUUCCUCCUCCUCCUUCUGCUCCCAGAGACAGAGCGAGAGAGAGAGCAACAGAGAGCGUUAGAGAGAGAGAGAGAGCAAAAAAGAGAGAGCGCACAUUAGAGAGAGAGAGAGAGAGAGAGCGCGGGAAAAAGAGGGGGAGUCACACUACAACCAGGAGAGGAGAUAGCAAGGAGAAGAAGUGAAUCUGUGUUGAGAAAACCAGUCGCUACUCUCCUCUCUCUCUCUGUUGCACUGGCUGCCUGGCUGCUACUCUUCUCAGCUGAGUCGCGUGUAGGGAAGGGGGGACUGGGGGAGAGAGUGUCCAUCGCUCCGUGGGGCUCGGUGUCCAUCGCUAGCGUGGGGCUCGGUGCAUCAGCAGGAGCGGGCAGCACAGAGGGCUGGUCACUCCGCAGACUAGAGGAGAGGAGAGGAGAGCAAGGAUGAUUAACAACCUGAACGAGUGUGAGGAGGGAGAAGGGGGAGCUAACAGCCAGGGUGAUGGGAACCCCAAGGAGAGCAGCCCCUUCAUCAACAGCAGCGACCCUGAGAAGAAUCAGCAGUAUGAGGGCAAGAACAUGGCCCUAUUUGAGGAGGAGAUGGACACCAGUCCCAUGGUGUCGUCACUGCUCAGUAGUCUUGCCAACUACUCCAACCUGACGCAGGGCAGCAAGGAGCAUGAGGAGGCCGAGAACAACGAGGAGGCCCGCAAGAAGCCUGCCGCUCAGGCUCCUCGUAUGGGCACGCUGAUGGGGGUGUACCUGCCCUGCCUGCAGAACAUCCUGGGGGUCAUCCUCUUCCUCAGGAUGACCUGGAUCGUCGGCAUCGGAGGAGUCAUCGAGAGCUUCAUCAUAGUCGCCAUGUGCUGCUCCACAACCAUGCUGACUGCCAUCUCUAUGAGUGCCAUCGCUACCAACGGUGUUGUGCCAGCGGGCGGCUCGUACUACAUGAUCUCCCGCUCACUGGGUCCUGAGUUUGGUGGGGCAGUGGGGAUCUGUUUCUACCUGGGCACCACCUACGCUGGAGCCAUGUACAUCCUGGGCUGCAUCGAGAUCCUGCUGGUGUACAUCGUGCCGCAGGCAGCCAUCUUUAAGAUGGAGGGUCUGGAGGGGGCGGAGGCGGAGGCGGCCAUGUUGAACAACAUGCGUGUGUACGGCACGGUGGUGCUGAGCUUCAUGGCCAUCGUGGUCUUUGUGGGCGUCAAGUACGUCAACAAGCUGGCGCUGGUCUUCCUGGCCUGCGUCAUCCUGUCCAUCAUCGCUGUCUACGCCGGAGUCAUCAAAACCGCCAUCGAUCCGCCCGAGUUCCCGGUGUGUGUCCUGGGCAACCGUACUCUGGUGUGGAGGGGCUUCGACGUGUGUGCUAAGGUGGUGGAGCGGGACAACGGUACCGUCACCACUCAGCUGUGGAGGAUGUUCUGCGACUCGGAGCUCCUCAACGCCACCUGCGACGAGUACUUCACCAACAACAACAUCAGCGUCAUCCAGGGAAUCCCAGGCGUCGCCAGUGGAGCCCUGUGGGAGAACCUGUUUGGGAACUACCUGGAGAAGGGCAUGUACAUUGAGAAAUUGGGCGUGCCCAACAUCCCUGAGGUGGAGCCCAGCACCAAGGCCAGCAGCCGCUACGUGCUGGCCGACAUGUCGUCCUUCUUCACCCUGCUGGUGGGGAUCUACUUCCCGUCCGUCACAGGUAUCAUGGCGGGGUCUAACCGGUCAGGUGAUCUGCGUGAUGCUCAGAAGUCCAUCCCCAUUGGCACAAUCCUGGCCAUCACCACCACCUCCAUCAUCUACAUGUCCAGUGUGAUUCUCUUCGGUGCCUGCAUUGAUGGGACAGUGCUGCGGGACAAGUUCGGAGAGGCGGUGAGGGGGAACCUGGUCAUUGGAACGUUGGCGUGGCCAUCACCGUGGGUGAUCGUGUUUGGCUCCUUCUUCUCCACCUGUGGUGCAGGGCUGCAGAGCUUGACCGGCGCCCCGCGUCUGAUGCAGGCCAUCGCCCGGGAUGGCAUUGUGCCCUUCCUUAGGGUGUUUGGUCAUGGGAAGGCUAACGGCGAGCCCACCUGGGCACUGCUCCUGACCGCCUGCAUUUGUGAGAGCGGCAUCCUCAUCGCCUCCCUCGACGCCGUCGCUCCCAUCCUUUCCAUGUUCUUUCUGAUGUGCUACAUGUUUGUGAACUUGGCCUGUGCUUUACAAACUCUACUGAGGACCCCUAACUGGAGACCCCGCUUCAAGUUCUACCAUUGGGCGCUGUCUUUCCUGGGGAUGAGUUUGUGCCUCGCCCUCAUGUUCAUCUGCUCCUGGUACUACGCCAUCGUUGCCAUGGUGAUCGCCGGCUGUAUCUACAAGUAUAUCGAGUUCCGUGGAGCGGAGAAGGAGUGGGGUGAUGGGAUACGUGGGCUGUCCCUCAGUGCCGCCCGAUUCGCUCUCAUGAGGCUGGAGGAGGGGCCUCCUCACACCAAAAACUGGAGGCCUCAGAUCCUGGUGCUGGUGAGCAUGGACGGGGAGCUUAAUGUGGAGCAGCCACGCCUCCUGUCCCUGACAAAUCAGCUGAAGGCAGGAAAGGGCCUGACCAUCGUUGGCACGGGACUGACGGGCACCUACCUGGACAACUUCGCCCAGGGGCAGCAGGCCGAGCAGGCCCUGCACAAGCUGAUGGAGACGGAGAAGGUGAAGGGCUUCAGCCAGGUGGUGAUCUCCUCCAACUUGCGCGACGCCACCUCCCACCUGCUGCAGGCCGGAGGCCUAGGGGGCAUGAAGCAUAACACCGUGCUGGUCAGCUGGCCCAGGAACUGGAAGCAGGCUGAGGACCACUCCACCUGGAGGAACUUCAUCGAGCUGGUCAGAGAGACCACAGCUGCCAGCCUGGCUUUGAUGGUGCCUAAGAACAUUGCGGCAUUCCCGUCUAACGGUGAGCGCUUUACCGAGGGCCACAUUGACGUCUGGUGGAUCGUCCACGACGGAGGCAUGCUGAUGCUCCUGCCCUUCCUCCUCAGGCAGCACAAGGUUUGGAGGAAGUGUAAGAUGCGCAUCUUCACCGUGGCUCAAAUGGACGACAACAGCAUCCAGAUGAAGAAGGACCUGACCACUUUCCUCUACCACCUGCGUAUCGAUGCCCAGGUCGAAGUCGUGGAAAUGCAAGACAGUGACAUCACAGCCUACACAUAUGAGAAGACUCUGGUGAUGGAGCAGCGCUCUCAAAUCCUCAAACAGAUCAAUCUCACCAAGACAGAGAGGGAGCGCGAGAUCCAGAGCAUCACUGACAGCUCCCGCGGGUCUAUCCGCCGGAAGAACCCGGCGACAGUAACCACGCAGCUGAGCGUGACCGAGGAGCAGCCCGGGGGUAGCAAGGAGGAGAAGCCCGAGGAGGAGUCUGUGGCUGUGUCCCCCCCUGCACAGGAGCAGCUCAUCCACGACCAGAGCACCAACCCCCCCACCCCGGCCACCCCCCAGUCCCCCGCCACCGAGAGCGUCGAGACCCCUGGGGAGACCCAGAGGACCUGGACCGACCCCAAAUGCCCCGCCGACGGCGAGCCCGCCAAACCCCCCACUGGCGCCACCCCCGAGGGCAUUAAGGACCUUUUCAGCAUGAAGCCAGAGUGGGAGAACCUGAACCAGUCCAACGUGCGCCGCAUGCACACCGCCUUGCGGCUCAACAACGUCAUUGUGAAGAAGUCCUCGGAGGCCAAGCUGGUCCUGCUCAACAUGCCCGGCCCGCCCAAGAACAGGAGCGGUGACGAGAACUACAUGGAGUUCCUGGAGGUGCUGACUGAGGGACUGAACCGAGUGCUGCUGGUGCGUGGCGGAGGUCGGGAGGUCAUCACCAUCUACUCCUGAGAUGCCUGCCCACCAACACCCCAUCCCCCGAACCCUCACCUGUCCAAUCAACUCCUUACCCUCUGGCCUCACCCCCUCCCCCAUGUAUUUGAAGUCCACCUCCACCAUGCUCAACUCUGUCACUGUCCACCAAUGCCUGCCCUCUCUGAACUAAUCAUGCUGCAGCUGAAGGUCUGUCAGAUAACUAGGCCCCGCCCAGCCCUCUUUAGACUCCACCCCCAACAGUAAGACCAAUACACUCUCGGAAUAAAAACUUAUCACAGAGCAAUACCCCCCACCCCACUCCCCAAAGUAGCUCCUUAAUGGCAGGAUCUUCAAGCAACCCAACCUGCAAAGGACCCCCCCCCCCCCCCCCCCAGACAGCAGCCCUAAAAGCCCCCCGGUCACCUGUCCCAGAAGCCCCCAGCUUCGGCCCUCUUUGCAGCUGCCCUCCCCUGUCCCCAUCACUCAGCGCAGAGCACCAGAGACGUCGAUAAAGAAGAAGAAGAAAAAGAACAAGCUGCAGAUCUCUGGCUCACUGCCGCCCCCCUGUGGUGUGUUCAGAGCAUGCUCAGUCUAACUGUCGUCCAUAGACGUCUGCUCUCAGUGAGUCUGCCACCAGCACGCAUCUGCUGUCCUUGCGUCCGUCUUGCGUCCGUCCUCAUCAUUUGUGUUCCACAGUCACGCUGGACAGCUGACAGGGGUGGGGGUAAGAGGAUGAUGAAGGGCCAGGGUAGUUGUUUUGGUUUUCUGCACCUUUUGUUGUCCACAGUGUGUAAGUGUAUGUGUGUGUGUGUGUGUGAGUGUUUGUGUGUGUGUGUGUGUGUGGGGGGGGGGGGGUGAUAGAGUUUGUUAGAUCUGUUAGGUGUGUUCAUGCUCAUGAGACAGUGAGAGGGCAGUUUGAUGCUGCCUGUCCCUAGCAAUGACAGCGAGUCUGACUCCCUCUCAGUCAUGUGGGGCUAAGAGUGAUGAGCGAGACCCCCUGCGCUUCUCCCUUCCAUCAGCACCCUGUUUUUAGCCAUUUACAUUGCUUCUCAUUGUUCCUGUUUUUACAUCCAUCCAUCUCCUGAAGUAAAGUUGUGAUGAAAUGGUUCCUCAGAGGACAGUGGAGGGAACUAAUUAGUUCUUGCUCGCUGGUUGAUCCUCUGGACCCCGCCAGUCACUGCCGUCGUGGGUUUCUGAGGUGGACGGUCACACCCUCACACACUCGUCCCUGUGUGUUGCAAACAUCUUAAUGUUCCUUUAACGUUGGAAGUGGCCCACUGCCCCUCCUAGACUGCCACGUUUAGUGCCAAAAACAAAUCCGACUGGUGAGGACUGUCACCCUGCUGGGACUGCUUGACAAGACAAACAGACGGUCCCAAGAUAGAACUAGCAUCCGAAAGGAGAUCGACACGUGGGAGAAGAUGAAAAAGACAACAAAGCAAAACAAACAAAUAGAGGGAAAAAAUAGCGCCCCCUGUGGGCAGAUGUAAAUAGUGUACACUGUUACCUGAUGCGUGGUGAAAUAUCAGUGUGGUAUUUUAUUUUGUGACUAACUACUAUAACCAGUUUGUAGACAGGAAAACAUUCCUAUCUCACAGGGUCAGCUUUGAAGGCUUGUGAUUGGCUGGAGACUCCUCUACCCAUGAUUCCCAUGGGUCCUGUGGGCGGAGCUUAGGCAAGCACCAUACCUGCACUGGCAGCCACUCUGCAACAAGUGAUUUCAUGACUUCAGCUGUUGUAAGCCUAAGUGUGUGUGUGUGUGUGUGUGUGUGUGUGUGUGUGUGUGUGUGUGUGUGUGUGUGUGUGUGUGUGUGUGUGUGUGCGUGUGUGUGUGCGCAUGCGCGCGUGCGCGUGUGCAUGUGUGUGUGCCGUGUGUUUGCAUGGUUGUAUGAUUUUAUUAAAAAAAAAAAAAUCUGUUUAUGCUAGAUUGCAUAAAGUAUGUGAGUUAUCCAUCUUUUUAAAAAAAAAAACACAAAAAAGUGAAUUUGUUGCAUAUCCGUCUGUGUAGCUAUCCACAUAUGUAACUAUCUUGCAAAUAUACAUUUUGUUCUAUUAUAUCAGAGCUAUAUCAUAAACCAAAAUACAAAUGUUAAAGAUAUAUAAAUCCUAUAUAAAAGUUUGCCAAAAUGAGAUGCAUGUGCCAUAUGAAGAUAAACAGAGACACAAAGAGCAGAUUAAUUCACUGCUGCUUAACGAUGUGAAGAAGAUGAUUCUGAUUGGUCAUGUUGAAUAGGAGGCUGGAAUGGGAAAAUAAGGUUACUAUGGAGAUCGAAAAGGAAACAAAUUGGAACUCCAGCGUCUGAAUCUGAACUCUAUGCAUUACUAACAUUAGGAGGAGGCAGUCAGCCAUAGCUACAGCAUAGAGUGAGAUGAGUAUUUAUUUUAACAUGACUUAAUUGGUAGAUAAAUGCAGACAUAAAUGCAUAUUCAUACAUUCAAAGUGCAUUUGACGGAAAGUGCAAUAGGUCAAAUCUGGAUUCACAUUUCACUUUGUUGUUUAUUUUUGUACACAUAUUUAUAUUAGAGGAUUUUAUUUUACCGUUGAUAUCAUAACAGAUGUUUUAUGUUUGUACUAUGACUUAAGGUGUUUUGAUCACUUGCACUUGUGGUAAAAUUAGUUAUAAAUAUAUAUAAAUAUAUAAAUAUAUAUAUAUAUGAUUCAUCUGAGAGAAAAUGGUAUAGUUUACAGAAUACAAUAUUAUGUUUUACAGAUGUAUGAAAUAUAUCCCAUGGGUCGUGAAUGCUGCUAGAUUAUUAAUAGAUUAUUGUACUGUGUGUGAGUGUAUAUAGAAAAAAAAUAUUUACAAAACUAUUUACAAAGGAAUAUUAAAAUAUCAGAUAAAGUGUAAACACAGAGAUACAUAUCAGACUAGGAGGUCUCGCCUUCUGUUCAAAUGUUCCUUUUGAAUGGAGGCUGAUGAUUGCCUUAUGUGAGGAGUUACUGCAAACUAGAAAUCAGAAUGGCCGUCUCAGUGAGUCCUCUUGCGAAUGACCGGAUAGAGGACCUUAGCUGACGCUGACCUGACCUGAUCAAAUGAGAGUCUCAGACAGGCUAAAUGAGGUGAACUGAAUUUGCAGACGUUUCUAGGGUCUGUGAACAGACUCCAUAGAGUUUGUGUUGUUAAGUCAAGUAGAACCAGUAAGGGUAAUUUUUGUGACUUGCCUGAAUUCCUUUGAGGUCUUAAGAACACUAUUGUUUAUGGUCUAAUUCUUCAUUAUGAAUGGGAACCGUUUGUGUAAACCUGCCAAAUUCUGAACCUAGGGCUAGCUGCUUUCCUCAGACUAGCUUGUCUUGCUUCAGGCUCGGUCUGCAGACCAAACCUGAGUUCCAAGGGACCAACUUAUCAGCCAGCGCACGGAUUUGCCAGCAACAUGGUGAUGCCCUUAUGCAUGAAAUCAGCUGAGUCGGCUAUCUCUGUUCUGUUAUUUAUUCCCUCCCUCCCUCAUUGUUUUGAACUCUGACGUUAUAUUCGGAUCAGUGGUUUAGGGGGCUUUUUGUCUUCAGCAUCAAAGCUGAAGCAUUCAGACAAGUUAAACUUGUCUUACUGUGAACCAAGUCAGUGUUGCUGACUAAAGACAUAUGGCUUUUUUGACGAUCAGAAACUAGUGCACAUAUGUGUUUGUGUGUGUGUGUGUGUGUGUGUGUGUGUGUGUGUGUGUGUGUGUGUGUCCCACAAUGGGAGCUCACACAAUUGGUUUAAAAAAAAAAAAAAUAGCAUGCUUGAAAUCAAAGGGGAGGACAAACUGAUUAUGGAGACCAUGCACUGACUUCUCUCUUAGGGCAAUCAGCACUUAAAAUGACCUUUCUCCCGAGCUGAAUGAAGUUAAGGUAUUGUUUUAUUUAUUACCUGACAAUGAUAUUGAUCCAAUAUCAGAGCAUCGCCUGCGUUGACUGAGCCUCUCUUCGUCUCAAAAGUAGACACCCACAGGUGUGAUGUGGUGAGGGCAACGGCUCCUCCCUUUGUGUUUCUGUAUUUUAUUAACUUCCUGUUUGCAUGGUCUCUGUGGGGUAUAUUUGUUUAAGCUGUGUGUGUAGCUCGUGGUGGGCCAUUAGUAGAAAAGGCAGAAGCCAGUGGGGAGAAAACAUCUCGCUUUGCCGGUGUGGUGAUGUACCAUUCUAAAAACACAGUGGUUGCAGAUGCACUCUAUAUCCCUAGCAAAAACAAAAAACAUAACAAAAUAAAAGAGUACAUGGUAUUGUAACUGUGGUGUUUUAAUAUAAAUAGAUUCACGUUACACUAGUAGGAGAAUCUGUGUGGUGAAUGAAUGGCUCCUAGACGUGUUUCUCUUAGCUUUGGAUGUACAGUCCUACUGCUUUCAGGCACUGUAGCCAACUUUUGUUGUGUGGUUAUACUGUUUUUGAGUACCAAAUGCGUGGUCUUCAUUUUUUUUCUCAGUGUUGUGUGCAAUAUUGAUUUUCACUUACUGCCUGAAGAAUAAAAAAGUGUAUGUUUUAUUUAUAUUUGUUGAGUAGAUUGUUCACUGAGUUUGACUUUGUCAUGGGAACAUCAGAUAGCGGUGGUCCCUUUUUGUCUUCUGAUGUGCGAAUGCUCAUGAGCCUACCUGUCACCAAGCUCUUCUGUUUCAACUGAAAUGAACGUCACGUCUGUUUAGUAGUGGCUAGCUGGAAAAGCACUUUAUACAGCCAAGAGCUAAGAUUCCUUGUAUACAAAGAUGUGGAGGGCCACAGUUCAAUGCUGUUUUAGUGAGUCAAAACUGGAUCAGUAAAACGUUGAUCCAUACCUCCCUCUGCUGGUGAAAAUUAACAUUGCCGCUAAGUAGAGGUGAAUCUGCAUGCCAUGUUUGACUUGGGCUUGUGAUUUCAACAAAACUGUACUCACUCCUCGAUUUGCGGGCAGACUUUCCACCGUCCCCUACUCACUAAGAGCUGAGGACUGACUUUGAGAUGCCUCUGGUGGAUCCACAUCAGAUCCGAACCAGGGGUGUUCAAAGGUCAGCUUUUGGGGGCAUAUACUACCUGAUUAUUGACUUUCCUCUUAUGCUUAAGGGCAUAAGAGUGUUUUCUUUGGCAUGCAUAGCAAACUUUUUUCCAUUUACCAAAUUUAUUAAUAAUAGUGAUGUAAAAUUAUCGUAUGUGUCACUGAAUUUGUUCUUUGACCACCUGUAAUCUCCUUAUACUCCCAACACUGUACCCCCCCCCCCCCCCUCACUAAACCCCUUAUCCCUCUACAGACCACUUGUGUGAAUGCAGCAUACCUGAAUUUUUUAUCAAAGAUUUUAAACAAGCGCUUCCACAUCUGGGCGGGGUUCUAGAGGGACUCUUUUGGAGAUCUCACUCCUCACUUACAAUAUGUUGUACUGUUAGAAGACCAAUCUCUCCAUAUAAAAAACAGUUUGCAAUCUUUCAAACCGGACUGUAAAAAAGAAAAUUGUUAUGAAACAAAAACAUGUAAUGAGCCUUUUUUAAUAUAAGUAACUCAUAUUAAUAUGACAUUUUUUGUUGAGAUUUAUAAGAGGCUAGCCCUGUAUUUACUCCCCAGUUUAGGCUUCUCUGAAGGGCUGUUGAGAAUGUUUGUGUCACCCAUAUAGACUUACGCCUACGCCUCCUCCUGAUAGUAGUCUACUUCAGAUGAAACUGAACCGUCAACGGCGAAUUGCAUGCUCUCAAGCUACCUACAUCUAAAGAUGCACCACCGUUGUUAUUUACGCACGAGCCCUGGAACUGCCAACUCCUAAGCACACCACACAUUUCCAAAGCGCAGCAGGCCUAUCCAUCCUCACACACUUGCUCAAUCUCCCUGCGUUGCUAUGACAACACUCUGAUGCAGUUCCCAUAGAGCCCCGUCCAGCCUGAUUGCGAUUCAACGCAUGCACAUAACCUGAGGAAAUGUAUUUAGAUAUAACUGUUAUUGACAAUGUUUAGUGGUAUCUAGUGUUUUAUUCAUGUUUUUCACCAAUCUGCAUUUUAUUUAUUGAGCAGUAUGAAGCUGUCAUUGUGUUGGGCACAUUUUCUUAUCUUGGUCCAUCAGUGUUAUCUAGGAUGGGGAAAGGUGUUUACAUUGGGUUUAGUAUGUUAUGUUUGAUGUGUACAGUUGAAUUUAUUUUGUCUUGAAACACAUGUUACCUUCAGAUAAAUUUACCAAAGCAUCUUUAGUCAUCUUCUCACUUGUAUCAAAUCUCAUUUCAAAGAAUUAAGAUCAAAUUUGAGUGAUUUGAUUUAGCAAAAGUAUUAGUUUCCAGUAUUUCAUUCAUGCCUUAAACUGUUGCUGGAAUUGGCAGCUAACUGUAAACACAUCAGUGCUUUCAACACCAUUCAGGCCUACUUUCAGUUCAUAUGGCCAUUAAAGUAUCAGAUCCUAAAUUAACAAAAAAAAAACACCCGUGAGUCUACAAAGAUAUGUAGCAUUAUCUACGCCAUUUAAAUCAAUAGUGAAAUGCAGAUGAUAAAAUGCAUUGCCUAUUCAGAAAAACAAAACAGGUUGUAGGCUACCUGUUUGUGCAACUGCACAAUUCUCAACAAAGUGAAAGAACUUGUAGCUUCAACCUACAUUCCAAUUUGUUUUUAAUUCUUUGUAACGUUGAAAAAGUUAAGUAUGAAUGUUUUAAACAAAGUGGAUGUAUAGUAGAUGCUCAAGAACCAUUUUCCCACUGUGUAAACAUCUUUCCCUCCCCCCACAACAUCCUCCACUGCUUCUUGGCUAGCUCUGAAGUGACACGUAGUCUGCUGAACAUAUGUUGUGUUUUUUCUGUGCUAAACCUUGUGUGAAGGUGUGUAUGUGGGUGCAUGUGUACUUAUAUGUGCACUCCUGAAUGAUUUGGGGUGGGCGAGGGGGGGGGGGGGGAGGUAGAAUGAGGGAGGUUGGGAAGGGGCAGAAGAUUCAUUUGUAUAUACAUAAGGUACAGUUAGUGUUGAAGUGUUUAUUUUUUUGUGUCGGUGUAAGUUCAAUAUUUUAAAGGAAAUAAAUAUGUAUUCUCUAUAGUCUUUCAUGGUACACGAAAAAGAUCAACUGUAGUUACAUUUCAAAUGCUUCUCUCUAUGGCUUCUAGCAA
Alosa sapidissima (American shad) is the source of this 10864-nucleotide messenger RNA. RefSeq names its product solute carrier family 12 member 5a (gene slc12a5a). The transcript has 26 exons. Lineage: Eukaryota; Metazoa; Chordata; Actinopteri; Clupeiformes; Clupeidae. Gene Ontology annotation, molecular function: potassium:chloride symporter activity. Bases 503 to 3889 code for a protein of 1128 amino acids. Gene Ontology annotation, biological process: potassium ion import across plasma membrane; potassium ion homeostasis; chemical synaptic transmission. The record is from RefSeq and is a predicted model, not a curated record. Gene Ontology annotation, cellular component: membrane.